CGAUGCCAGACACACCGCCACACAAACACCACUACACCUCCCUCCGCUCCCUCAUGCACAGCCCAGAUCCCGGCAACCCCGCCAAGCGUGACUCCCUCACCCCGCGCCAGCCACGCCCAAGUCGCAACAGCAGCAGCUCACGCAGCCGCGAACGCAGGCUGGAUCCUCCCAGAAAGGCAGACAAGGACAAGGGCCGCUUAUCGACAUGGAAACUCAUGUGCCUCACCGUGUCCAUGGGCGGGAGCCAGAUCGCGUGGACAGUGGAACUGGGAUACGGAACGCCCUAUCUCCUCUCGCUCGGCCUCUCGGAACAGCUCACUUCUCUCGUCUGGCUCGCCGGGCCUAUAUCCGGCCUCAUCGCCCAGCCGCUCAUCGGUGCCAUUUCAGAUUCCUCGCAUUCUCGCUACCGGAGGCGGUACUGGAUUGUAACAUCGACCAUGCUGCUCGUAUUUAGCGGUCUCGGUCUGGCUUUCACAGAACCUAUUGCCAAAGCUUUGGUCGAUUUGAUAGGCGGCGGCCAAGGCGACUGGGAUCCAAAGACUAUCAGAUUGGUGAAGAACACGGCUAUCGGUAUAGCCGUCUUCUCAUUCUACUGCCUUGACUUCGCCCUUAAUGCUCUCCAAGCUUCCCUCCGCAAUCUUGUCCUCGACAUCACGCCAGGUGAACAACUUGCCACCGCCAAUGCUUGGCAUGGACGCUUCAACCAUGUGGGUAACAUUGUGGGGUUCACCAUGGGUUUCUUAAAUCUCAGUCAUGUACCGAUUAUCCGUUUGGUCGGAGGCGGUCAGUUUCGUAAAGUAUGUAUCGUGGCGUUGGUACUGUUGGUCAUGACCGUGUGGAUCACGUGUUGGACGCAAGAAGAAAAGGAAACGGAUAGUAUUUUUGGCGAAAGGCGCUCGAAAAUACGAGAUGUAGUGGGUACAAUCUACGAAGCGGUACUCCAUCUUCCAAAACCCAUUCGCCGAGUUUGCAUCGUACAAAUCGCCGCAUUCAUGGGAUGGUUCCCGUAUCUUUUCUACUCUACCACUUACGUCGCCGAAGUCAUGGCCAAAGAAUUACAUCAUAAACCUGAUAUCGAUCGAGCCACCCGAGCUGGUAGCCUGGCCCUUUUGAUCUAUUCUUUCGUCGCCAUCAUCGCUGGGACACUUCUCCCUUACCUCGCCGCGCGAGAUCGCCGACUGCUCAAACCCACUUCGGAAAAACUGCGAGAUGGCGAGAUUGAGAUUGAAAACGAAGAUGAAGAAGAUGAAGAGCAUGUGGAGAUGGAGAGGAUCAGAGAGAUGGUACAGCAGUGGAAAGCCGAGGCUGCUAGAGAGGGAAGACCUCUGAAAUUGCCUACUAUGCCGUUCAUGUUGAGAAAUAUUUGGACGGCGGGCUUGGUCAUUUUCGGGUGCUUGAUGAUGUCCACGUUCUUCAUCACAAAGGUCUGGCAAGCAACAGUGAUGAUCGCUUUGGUAGGCAUCUGUUGGGCUAUUGCUUGUUGGGUACCGUUUGCAAUCAUCAUGGAGUUCCUCAAAGAGCUCGACGACAAGCCUCCUCCCCGAAUAUCAGACGGUCGCCCCCGUCCCACCCACGCGCGCACGGCUUCCACCCCCCUCGGCUGGCGAUCACAUCCCACCAGCCCUGCAGGCCGCGCCUCCCCCGACGAACGUACACCACUUGCCAGAAGCUACUCGACCGCCGAUCUUGAUGGCGCUAAUGAAAUGGAAUAUACCGGCCAGGGACCAGUAGCUGGCGGGACUAUUAUGGGUAUCCAUAACCUCGCCAUCGUUUUCCCUCAAUUUAUCAUUGCAGUCGUAGCCUCUAUCAUUUUCAAGCUAGCCGACACUCAGCCCGACAUCCAGCCCACCUCGCCCGAAAUCGGUGGACCGCACGGUCAAGAUAAGAAUGGAGUCGCCUGGGUCCUCCGGUUCGGCGGGUUGAUGGCGUUUGUGGGGGCUUUGGUAUCGAGGAAAGUACCGCCUACCAAGACUGAAAAGGCGAUGAGGAGGAGAUUGGCGGAUAUGAGGGAGGAAAGUGCAGAGUGAGAGAUGUAGGCGGCGAGCGAGAGAAAUGUCAGAGUGGAAAGGUCGGAUUGGGACGUGUUAUGUGUAUAUAUGCGGAGGAGAGUUGACCGAGUUUAGUCUUGUUAUUUACAUG
Molecule: messenger RNA, 2139 nt
Organism: Cryptococcus deneoformans JEC21
Lineage: Eukaryota; Fungi; Basidiomycota; Tremellomycetes; Tremellales; Cryptococcaceae
Exons: 14
Coding region: 3-2027 (674 amino acids)
Cellular component (GO): membrane
Molecular function (GO): sucrose:proton symporter activity
Source: RefSeq, a predicted model, not a curated record